AAAGCGGGCCAGUCGCCGACGCUGGAGAAGGCAGAGAUGGGUUGGCACCCCAUUGGCAGCCCAUCGGCACCCUCCCUUGCUACAAAACCCGGCCGUACGUUCCUCCCAGAAUGCCCUCCCCGCUAGCCCUUCCAUUUACUCGAGUGCUUACCCUCUUCUCGCAUUUACCCUCUUCUCAGCUGGCUUCCCCUCCCGUGUGCGACUUCCCCAUCCCCUUCUAGAACCCCUCACCUCCACCAUGGACGCGUUGCACUACGACUACACCUCCUACUCCGACGCCUCCACCCCGCGCACUCCCUCCCCGCGCACUGACAUGCAUCCUCCCUUCCACUCCCCUCACAACUUUAAGCCCCAGGUCGACAUCCACCUCGCCCGCUCCAUCUUCGACCACCACGGAGACGACAAUGCCAUCGUCCCCGAAACUCAUGCCCUUGAGGCCGCCCACAUGUGGUCCCACCCGUAUCCCUCCUACCCUCAAGCACCAGGCUCGCGUGGUUCCUUGCUUGACGAGCUUUACGAGAACGACCUUCCAGAACACAACAACAUCCCUCAUGACGUUCAUACCGUCGACCACCAUUACCACCAUUCCGCCGACCCUCAAUACCACGGCGGUAAUUGGUCUAAUAUACCCCAGACUGCUCACGCCGAGCACCAUCAUAUCCAGUCCUCCAUGCGCCACGCUCACGAUGUCGCCAUGACCCGACGUGCUACCUUCCCCUACGUUCGACACGAUAGGCCAGAGGUCCUGUCAUACUCACCACAUCCCUUCAUGGGUGGCGAAGAUUCCCUCCACAGCAGCCCUUACAACUCCCGUCCAGGCACCGUCUACGGCGAGCCGCUCCCCAUGGAUGGCUCGCCACAUAUGCACGUCAUGCGAGAUGGUCUACACCACCUCGACGAGCCCUUUGCACAUUCCGUUCCUAUGCCCUACGAUCACCUUGACGGCAUCAAAACUGAAGACUCUGCCUCACUCAUCGUCCCUUCCCAAGCCCAGUUCUGCCGCCCACCUUCAGCAGGCAUGCACCCGCUUCCUUGUCUAUCUCCCCAUGCAGGUCUUCUCGUCCAGCACACAGACGACGCCGCGUCAAAGGAGACGCAAUAUCUCCGUCGACGUUGCUUCAACUGCCAUACGACUGAACCGCCCAGUUGGCGACGUUCGACUCUCAACCCCGGUAAAAUCGUCUGCAACAAGUGCGGUCUCUACGAACGGACACACUUGCGACCGCGACCACUUCGCUUCGACGAAUUGCGAGCGGGGAGCAAGACGAGGAAACAACCGAAAGUCGCCGGUGGUGCUGCGAGUCCGAAGGCGGGCAAGUUGACACAAAUGGUGAAAAAGGAGCCGCGAGACGGUGAGGAGGGCUCGCCAAUGAUUCAACGACGAUCCUCCGUCUCUUCUUCCGCAGGCUCUGUGCAUUCUGGUAGCGCAACGAGCGAUUGGGACGACAAUGUUUCUGUCUAUUCUUCAGGCUCUGCACCACCUUCUUCCUUCAACUCCCCCGCUGUCUCUUCAUUCUCCAUCCCUCGCGACCCGAACUCACAAUCUCCGCCUCUCCCAAGAGAUGGCGGCAUUCGCCUUCCUAACGCACCUCUUUCCGACAUCGCCUCGCUGCAAUCCUCCGGCUCCGUCCCUCCAACGCCCAGGAAAGCUGCCACCGCUCCAACGCCGUUUUACCACGCACAAGGUAGCUUCUACCCUAACGGCACUGCCGCAGCUGGCGAGAGACGCAAUAGCGGUAGCAUUCCGUUGACUGCAAGUCCGCAGAUGCAGACGCAGUCGCCUCAGCUCCAAGCAAUCUCGGAGAUGCCCAUGCCUGAGGUGACGGGGUGGCAGAGUGUACCUAUGAGCGACUUGGCGCCUUCGCCGAGUGGGAGUGUGAAUGGAAGCAACCCGGGGAGUGCGUCUGGUGUCAAGAGUAGGAGCAAUAGCUUGCGUCAGAGUGUCACUGCUGCGUGAGCUGGAGCCUUUCUCGAGGGUCGUGGCUGUAGGUUUCCAUCGUCGUUUUUUGCUGGGUUGUAUCUUCAGUCAUCGUCGUAUGUUUUUCUCGCUCCGCUUCUAGAUAUUCUCCUUUUCUUUUCCUUUUUGUGUUUUUAUUCACCGGCGAACAACAACGUCCUCACUAUUUAUUUCCUCCCCUCUCUUCUCUCCUGCGUUUUUCCUUCCUCCCCAUUAUAUUCUCCUCCUCCUUGUUUGUCGUCGCAAAUACUUGUUUAUUCGCAGAAGUAAAAAGCUCGCUCUUGCCUAUACCGUUGUACACCCCCAUCUUUUUUUUUUUUACCCCCGGCUACUUGCUGCAUUAUUUGAUUCCCCCUCGUCCGCCGUCAACUCUUUUCUGUAUCACUCACACAUAUUUGUUUACCAUGUCCUCUCCGCAUGCACACAACCCAACCUCAAUACACACUCUCUCAUCCAUAACGCAUAUAUAUCCCCCUCCUUCUCUUCUUCUCCCUUGUUUGUGUGAUAUACUUUUUCCUUCUGCGAGUUUUUAUUCUUGUAUAUGCUGCCUUCUUUUUUUCUUAUCCUGCGUGUGCAAAGUCCGUUUCUUGUUCGUAUUGGUUGCUUGGGCUCUUUUUGUUGGACUACCCCAUGGCUGCUCAUAUCUAUUCGUCGUAUACGCUGCAUAUUUUCUCUUUCCCUUCCAACCUUCAUAAAUUUUUACCCUGGCAAUAACACUGUACUCGUAGUCUCAACGUCUGCUCCAUGUCCCCCAAAAACCUGAAUGGAAUCAAUAGAUACAGUAAUUUCCUCUGCUCUACUCUCGAACCCGUUCAUCUGACCCUU
Messenger RNA from Somion occarium, 2782 nucleotides. NCBI's taxonomy places the organism in Eukaryota, Fungi, Basidiomycota, Agaricomycetes, Polyporales, Cerrenaceae. The record is from the annotation of a GenBank genome assembly.